Micropterus dolomieu (smallmouth bass) is the source of this 841-nucleotide messenger RNA. RefSeq lists its product as uncharacterized. The record is from RefSeq and is a predicted model, not a curated record. The transcript has 6 exons. NCBI's taxonomy places the organism in Eukaryota, Metazoa, Chordata, Actinopteri, Centrarchiformes, Centrarchidae. The coding region runs from base 1 to 663 and encodes 220 amino acids.
AUGGAAUGCAAGGGGGAGGAAUUCAUGCUAUCCACAAAUUUCCUGUUAUCCGGGAACAACUACAGGAAAGUGGCAUUUCUCUUCAACUUCAUGCAACUGGGGAUGGUGGCAGAGUCUACCUUUUUCAAAAUCCAGGAUACCUACUGCAUCGAACCAAUUGAUGAGUUCUGGCAGAAAAUCCGAGCCGACGUUCUGACCCGUUUGCGUGCAAAGGACAAGGUGGUUGUUCUUGGUGAUGGCAGAAUGGAUUCUCCAGGGCAUGCUGUUAUAAACCACGUUCGCAACCAGCACACCUGGGCUACUGUAUCGUGUGAGCAUGAACCACUUGGCGAUGGUACUCAGGAUAAAACGUGGAUAGAACAAGGUUCAGCAGCUCACCAAGCAUUAGUAGCCAUCGUCCAGGAAAAGCGUUGGUUGAAGAAUGUUAAGAAGUUCAUCAACUUCAGGACUACAUCAGAUAUGGAAAACUUCCAAAAUCACAUACUCAUGUAUGCAGGGAAGCGGUAUUCCUACAACGCAGCAGUGUAUUGCACGCGGACAGUACUUGCAGCAAUAGACUACAACUGUCACAAUCGCCGGCUCCCUUCAAGAAAUAGAGAUGAAAUAAGAUUUACAGACGAUACUACAACAAGCGUUCAAAAUUCUGGAGUGUCGACACAUUGAAGGUGAAAAAGGAUUACUCCUACAUACCAGACCUGCAGAGGGCCAUCGUUGCAAAGAGGCUGCAAAGGGGAGGUGGUCUUCCUAGGAAACAGACCCUCAGGCCAGAUGAUCCCAAGCGCUUAGGCCUUCUGGCUCCGGUACAGCUAUCCCCUACAGCAGAGCUAGUUGGGGCACAUGU